GCACGAUGAUAUCAAAAUCUAUUUUUGUCCAUCUCAACCUCGUAGCACACCAUUGCAUUUUUCAGGCUGUUGAUCAUGCUUCCUCGCUGCGUCUUCUUCUUUCUCGUCAUAGCCUGGGUGCCGUCCACUUUUGCAGCGUCGUUUGAGUUCCGCAGCCAAUGUUCGUACCCCGUCGACGUGUACGACAACGCUGUCACAUGCACUUUGCAGCCCAACUCGACUGGAUGUGGGGUCACAGCCAACGCCCCAUGGAGUGGCAUGUUUCGCCAUAGCUCGAAUGAGCAAGCCACAUUGGCCGAGUUUUCCAUCGCGGGGGGGAAAGUUUGGUACGACAUCAGCACCGUGCCCCCAGGGUCUGGGACGUGCACGAGCCUCGCUGAAUGCAUGCGCGUGACGGCCAAGGUCGGGUUCAACGUCGCCAUGAGCAUCUUCCCCAACGGCCCCAGUCGCAACGACCCAAUGUACAACUGCCAGUACGUCGUCUGCUACGCCAACGGAUGCCACGACGCGUACCAGUACCCAUCCGACGACAUUAAGACCAAGAGCUGCCCCGACACGACCAACUUUGUCGUCACGUUUUGCCCCGACUUGCCGCCGUAAACCUGACCAACGUGCAUGUUUCAAUAGUUUAUAUUCCUACUAACGUUACUAGUACUACAAUAGUAUUAAUGGUACUCCCAAAGUGCAAAG
This is a messenger RNA of Aphanomyces astaci, 690 nucleotides long. RefSeq lists its product as hypothetical. The record is from RefSeq and is a predicted model, not a curated record. The transcript has 3 exons. Lineage: Eukaryota; Oomycota; Saprolegniomycetes; Saprolegniales; Verrucalvaceae. The coding region runs from base 76 to 600 and encodes 174 amino acids.